This is a messenger RNA of Daphnia carinata, 656 nucleotides long. RefSeq lists its product as uncharacterized. The transcript is spliced from 5 exons. The record is from RefSeq and is a predicted model, not a curated record. The coding region runs from base 36 to 431 and encodes 131 amino acids. Lineage: Eukaryota; Metazoa; Arthropoda; Branchiopoda; Diplostraca; Daphniidae.
AGAGAAUAACGCGGGGCUGGAGGAACAGUUGAAAAAUGGAUAAGAUAAUACAACAAAAGGAUGAUCAAAUUAUGAAGCUGCAGGCCCAAUUAUUGGAACAACACAAAAUAUUAGAUAACAGCAAAGCUAAGGAUGCUCAAAUUUUGAGUCUACAAGCUCAGCUAGGUGAAAAGAACAAAUUGGAAUGGAACAGUUUCCAAACAGUGAAGGAGGUUUUUCCAAACUCAUCCCUAACUGAACAUGAGGAUGAAUUGGCAUUAGGUGAACACAGUCAGUUAUUCAGUCUACCACCUGACAGUGUGUUAAAGUUAAAUUCUGUUAGUGCUGCACUAAAAGAAUUGUUAGUAAUAAGUCCAUGCAGCGAAGGAAUUGAACAAUUGUGGGAUCGUAUUUGGGCUGAAAAUGGGUGUGGUACGGAAACCCAGAAAUAGCACGAGUUCAACAUAAAACAUGAAUUAGAAUUCUAGUGGGGAAUCAAGUCAAGUCUAGAAGUGUUACAGGAUGGAAGAGUGAGCCUACAGUUGAAAAACACUGAAAGUGCAUUACCAUUAAGGUAUGAGGUAAAGUAAUAGAGUAUGCAAAUUGUCUAAUGAGAAGUACCAUCUUGUGUGAAUGAAUCCUGUGUAACAGCAAUCCUUUAUAGUUCUGUUAUAGCU